Molecule: messenger RNA, 1569 nt
Organism: Penicillium nucicola
Lineage: Eukaryota; Fungi; Ascomycota; Eurotiomycetes; Eurotiales; Aspergillaceae
Gene: mfsA
Product: glucose-inactivated glycerol proton symporter STL1
Exons: 2
Coding region: 1-1569 (522 amino acids)
Biological process (GO): carbohydrate transport; transmembrane transport
Cellular component (GO): membrane
Molecular function (GO): carbohydrate:proton symporter activity
Source: RefSeq, a predicted model, not a curated record
AUGUGGACGACCACUACCGGCUUGAGUGGUCGAUCGCUCCGGGUGAGCAUCACCAUCACCGCUGUCGUCGGCUUCUCCCUCUUCGGUUACAACCAGGGUAUGAUGGCUGGUCUGCUCAACGGAGAUGAAUUUGUGGCCUCUUUCCCUAUUCUCGCAAUGCCCGAUGAGCCUACCGCGGGCCAGAAACAUUAUAUCGACGUUAUCCGCGGUGCCGUCACAUCCUGCUACGAGCUUGGCUGUUUCUUCGGCGCUUUGUUCUCCAUGUUCUUCGGCGAGCGACUCGGUCGUACUCGCGUGAUCUUCAUGGGUGCCAACAUCCUGACCAUCGGCGCCUUGCUCACAACUGUCUGCUUUACUGGUAAAUGGGAAGUCGGUCAGUUCGUUAUUGGUCGUGUUGUGUCUGGCAUUGGAAACGGCAUGAACACCGCCACAAUCCCGGUCUGGCAAUCAGAGUGCUCUGGCGCACACAACCGUGGCUUCCUCGUCUGUUUCGAAGGUGCCAUGAUUGCUGGUGGCACCUUUAUUGCCUACUGGUUGGUCUUUGGUAUGUCGCACGCCGCGGAUACUGUCCAGUGGCGUUUCCCUAUUGCCUUCCAGAUCUUCUUUGCUCUGAUUGUCGCCACGGGUGCCUUGUUGCUACCGGACUCCCCGUCGUGGUUUGUCAAGAGAGGUCUUGACAAGGAAGCCUGCCAAGUUCUCGCUAAGAUUAAGGGAUCUUCUCCUGAAUCCGACGAUGUCCUUACCGACUUUAACUUCCUGAAGACGGAUGUAGAAAACUCGAGGAACAACCAGGCAAGCUGGAAAACAGUCUUCACAUUCGGCAAGACUCAAGAAUUCCAGCGCCUUCUUAUUGGUUGCUCUGGCCAAUUCUUCCAGCAGUUUACCGGUUGCAACGCCGCUAUCUACUACUCAACACUGCUUUUCCAAGAAAACUUGGGAAUGGAGAAAUACCUUUCCCUCAUCAUGGGUGGUGUCUUUGCCUCUGUAUACGCUCUUGCAACCAUCCCGUCUUUCUUCAUGAUUGAAAGAGUUGGACGUCGCAACCUCUACCUAAUUGGUUUCCUUGGCCAGGGUCUCAGUUUUGUCAUCACCUUCGCUUGCUUGAUCAAGGACACCGAGGAGAACUCUAAGGGUGCUGCAAUCAACCCUCUCCGUACCCGUACCAUCGGAGCGGCCGCAUCGACCUGCACCAACUGGAUCUGCAACUUUGCAGUCGUCAUGUUCACCCCUCUCUUCUCUGGACAGAGUCCGUGGGGUGUUUACCUGUUUUUCGCAUUGUUCAACUUCAUCGGUUUGAUCUUCGGCUUCUUCUUCUAUGUUGAAACCGCUGGACGCGAGCUCGAAGAGGUCGACAUCAUCUACGCCAAAGCCCAUAUCGAAGGCAAGAUGGCUUGGAGAGUCGCCAACGAGAUGCCCAAGCUCACCUUCGAAGAAAUUGUUCAACAGUCUCGUGAUCUGGGAUUGAGCACCACUGACCGUGCCGAAGCCGAGAAGAACGAACUCGGCAUGAGCAGCAGUGACAAUGGUGACAACAGUCAGGAGAUUGAGGAGACCCGGUAUAAAGAGUAA